This is a messenger RNA of Paramecium sonneborni, 3146 nucleotides long. NCBI's taxonomy places the organism in Eukaryota, Ciliophora, Oligohymenophorea, Peniculida, Parameciidae. The record is from the annotation of a GenBank genome assembly.
AUGGAUUAAAAUAAUGAGGAGGAAGAAUAGGGAAGAAGCGCUUAACAAAGAGUAAAAGUAAUUGAUAGAUAUAGUCAUAAUCAAGAGUGGAUCCAUCUUCACCAAUUAAGAGAAAUAGCCAAGCUGAAGUAGAAUAAGCAACAAGAACAGUAACACAUAGAAAAUCUGUAAAUUUAGGUGUAAAAAGCACUAGGACAAAUUUUGAAUUGAAUCAAGGAUUUCGGGUAAUAAUUGAUAUUAUUUUUAAGCAUAAAGUAGAAAUAUUUUUAGAAAGUCUUAAUUACAUGAUAUUUAUGACAUUUGUAACUGUAUACGCAUUAUUUGGAGAUGAUGUGCGAGUAUUAGCUACAAAUAAGGUAUUUUUAAUAUUAAAGAGGAUGGAGACGAAGUAUUUUGGGUAAUAACAGCAAUUUGUAUGAGUCUCUUUUUUAUAGAGAUUGUAAUAGCAUCUUUUUGUAAAGUAUAAUGAUAUACAUAUAUAUAAAUAAGGAUGGAUACUUUGUUGGUUUUUUUUUUUGGCUUGAUUUAUUAUCCACAGUAUCAAUGUUAUUAGAUAUUGGUUGGGUGAGUAAUGCAAUUUUUGGAACUAGUGGAGGAGCUGCAUUAAGUGCAGUAUCAUUAGCAAGGUUUUAUUAAAUAUUAUUUUUAUUUAGAGCUGGAAGAGCAUCUAGAGUCGGUACUAGAGCUGGAAGAAUUGUAAGAGUUGUAAGAUUAGUAAGAUUAUCAAAAUUAUAUAAACAUGCCAAAUAAUCUUUAGAGAAGGAAGCAGAAAAAUUAUUGGCAGAAGAAAUGAAAGAAGAGAACUUAAUGGAUAAUAAUAAUAAUAAUAAUAAUAAUAAUAAUAAUAAUAAUAAUAAUAAUAAUAAUAAUAAUAAUAAUAAUAAUAAUAACAACAAUUAGAUUGAAGAACCUUAAAGAUAAGAAUAACUUAAUGAUGCAAUUUCAUCUUAAAAAUCAGUAGAUUCAUCUGAAAGAAAUGUUAAACAAUCAGGAAUCAAUAUUAUUUAAUAAUAAUAGGUAGCUAAAAAGUUUUAACAACGAACCUCUAUAAUUAUGUAUAAUGGAUAAUCAAAUAAUAAUUAAAUUAAUUAAGAAAAUGAUUAAAGAUUCUAAAGAAGACAAACUAGAAAAAUUAUUAUGUCUGGAUAAAUUUAAUCACUUACAACUAUUUAAAAAAGAAAGUCUAUUAUUAUACAAUCUCCAAAUAAAUUAUCACAAAAUCGUUAAAUAGAUGAAGGAGAAAUUAAAGAAACAAAUAUUGGUAAAGAACUAACUGAAUUAACAAAUAAAAGAGUAAUUACUAUUGUCAUGCUCAUUUUGUUUAGUGUUCCUAUAUUAAAUUUAAGCACAUAUAUUGAUUAAAAUGUCAGCUUUACUACAGGAUUAUAAGCAAUACAAUAUUGGGCUAAGGAUCCUGAAAUUUAUGAUUAUCUUAUUAAAGAUUUUAUCACAUUUCAUGAACCUUUAAGAACGAACUUGGUGUUCUUUGAAAUUAAUACUACAAUAUACUAUCCAAAAGAAGAUCCUUAUUAAUAUGAAAAUUAGAGAACAACGUCUUUGUAAUAUUAUACUACAACGGAUUCUGAAGGAAAUGAUGCAAUAUCAAUUUGUUUAACAACAGCAGAUGAUGAAUUAAAUGCAAUUUUAUCAAUAAUAAGAACAAUUUUUGUAUCAAUAGUACUUUCAGUGGCAGCAGUAAUGUUUAGUAGAGAUGUUUAAGAUUUAAUUUUAACCCCUGUGGAGAAAAUGUUAGAGACAGUAAAAAAGAUAGCAGAAAAUCCUUUAGUAGCAGCUUAAGAAGAGGAAAAUAAAGCAUUUAUAUAAAUGAUGGAGAAUGGUGAAAUGAAAGAAUUAGAAGAUAAGGAAGAUGAUAAAUUAGAAACAGUUAUACUGUAGAAAUUGAUUGUUAAGAUUGGAAGUUUAUUAGCUUUAGGAUUUGGAGAAGCUGGAUCAUAAAUAAUAGCUUAAAAUAUGGGUGCUAAUGCAUCUAUAAAUCCUAUGUUACCAGGUAAAAAAGUUAUGGCAAUAUUUGGAUUUUGUGACAUUCGAAAUUUUACAGAUGCAACAGAAGUUUUAUAAUAAGAUGUAAUGGUAUUUGUAAAUGAAAUUGCUGAAAUUGUUCAUGGUGUUGUAGAUUAAUUUUCAGGAAGUGCAAAUAAAAAUAUAGGAGAUGCAUUUUUAUUGGUUUGGAAAUUCGGUGAAAGUGAUUAUUAUUAGGAUAAAAAUGGUAAUCUAAGUUUAAAAUCUUAUGAACAUAUUGCAUAAAUAGCUGAUAUGUCAAUUUUAUCAUUUGUAUCUAUUAUUACAAAUGUUACACUAUCAUAAAAAUUAUAAAAAUAUAAAUAACAUGAAGGAUUGAAUAAUAGAAUACCAAAUUAUUGUGUUAAAAUGGGAUUUGGUUUACAUGUUGGAUGGGCUAUUGAAGGAGCUAUUGGUUCAGAAUAUAAAAUAGAUGCAUCUUAUUUAAGUCCAAAUGUUAAUAUGGCAUCAAGAUUAGAAGCAGCCACAAAACAAUUUGGAUCUAUGAUACUCAUCUCAGGAUAAUUAAGAAAUGUAGCCACUACAAUAACCUAAAAGAAUCUUAGACAUAUUGAUAGAGUAACUGUUAAAGGUAGUAUUGAACCUAUGGAUAUUUAUACUGUUGAUUUAAAUGUUGAUUCUUUAAUAAGAAAAAUUAAUAAAAAAAAGACUGUUAUAGAUUUCAAUAAGAAAGAAAAAUAAAAAUAAGUUCCUCUUUAAGAAUCAGAAUAAUCUAAAUAAAAAAAGAAGUAAAAAGUUUUAAGAAGAAUGAAAAGAGAUAAGCUCAAAUAAGCUGUUUUAAAGAAUCAUGUUGCUAUAUCAGAAACAUGGAUUAAAGAUAAUCACAUUAAAUAAUCUAGAGCUCUCUUUAACAAAGUAAAGCAUACCUAUUAUUUAUUUAGGAAUUUUAUCAUAAAUGGGAAUAAGGGUUUUCCAGCUAUUUAUCUGGUGAUUGGGAUUAAGCGAAAACUUUAUUCGAGGAAACUUUAGUAUUCUAUUUUUUUAAUUUCUAGAAUUUCUUACCCAAUUAUAAAGAUGGUCCAAGCAAUACUCUAUUAAGAGUUAUUAAAGAAGAGCCCUACUUAAAAAACAAUUGGAAAGGCUAUCGUGAACUCACUGAAAAAUGA